Messenger RNA from Chilo suppressalis (striped riceborer), 4137 nucleotides. Lineage: Eukaryota; Metazoa; Arthropoda; Insecta; Lepidoptera; Crambidae. The record is from the annotation of a GenBank genome assembly.
CGCACACUGGCGCGAUCGGCGCGGCUGCGCGGUUGUGUUGUUGUCGGGUUUUGUUUUUUUUUCUUGUCCUGCCAACCAGUUGCUUCCUUACCCACCGCUUACCUGCCAGUGUUAACUUUUAUCCUUCCAACUUCCAAACUAAAUACGCGCUAAAAUAAGUUCUCGGCCUUAUUGCAUACACAAAGUGAAAUCUAAGUCGCGUGAGGUCCAGAUGCUGGUGCAAAAGGCAACAACCUCGUAUUGUGUCAACAAAUAUUAUUAAACAGUGAUUGGGACGACUAGUUAUACUUCGCUAUCGCCACGAAAAAAGUAUAAUGUGAUGCAGAGAUUCUGAUGUGAUGAAUUAAAUGAGAGUUCAAACUGGAUAUUCUUGCGGAGGAUGGAAUACGUUUGUUCUUGGAACCCGAUUGUUGCGAUUUCACCCACAUAACGUUUAUGAAUGUUAGUGUAAAUGGCGACUCACAUAAUGUACGCGGUCGCCAUGGUGGUGCUGCUCAGCGUGCUCAGUAAAGGGGAACUUCCUGAAGAUGAUUUCCGGAUAAUAAAUAGACAGGAUCUGCUGACUUCAAACAGUGACAUCUUCCAAGACAACAGUAGCAGUGCUUUCUCACAACUCCUCUUUGACGUAGCGAGGGACCAAGUCAUCGUCGGCGCUAGAGAUACACUGUACCGUUUGUCUCUCCGAAGUCUCCGCUUGCAUGAGCGCUCAGACUGGCCGGCACCCGCUGACAAGGCCAAACUGUGCCAAGACAAAGGCCAAACUGAGGAGGACUGCCACAACUACAUCAAAGUCCUGCUGUCGCAUGGACACAGGGUAUUCGCUUGCGGGACUAACGCGUUCAGCCCAGUAUGCAGUUGGAGAGAGAUCGAGUCGGUGAACAAAGUGACGGAGUGGACUAAUGGCGUGGCCCACUGCCCCUACAACCCUCACUCCAACGUCACGGCUAUAUUGACUGCCAGCGGCGAAUACUACGCAGGAACACCAACUGACUUCACCAGCUCCGACACUACGAUUUGCAGGAGUAGCGGUGCAGCGCCUCGCAUGGUGGAGACCCUCCGGACGCCUCAGUACGACUUGAACUGGCUGAAUGAGCCCCAGUUCGUGGGCAGCUUCGAGGACGACUACUACGUAUACUUCGUCUUCAGGGAGAUCGCUGUCGAGUUCAUGAAUUGUGGCAAGAUCAUUUACUCCCGCAUCGCGCGAGUCUGCAAGAACGACCCCGGGGGCUACCUCAUGAUGAAGGAUAAAUGGAGCACAUACCUGAAGGCUCGUCUCAACUGCCUCGUGCCAGGCGAUGUGCCCUUCCAUUACGAUGAAGUGCAAAGCGUGGAGUACCUGCCACAAGAGAAGAUCCUCGUUGCUACAUUUACUACACCCAGUAACAGCAUCGAGGGCAGUGCCGUGUGCAUGUACAACAUGACGGAUAUCCACGCAGCUUUUGACGGGCCGUACAAGGUGAAAGACUCCCCACUGUCCACCUGGGAGCCGCGGUCUCCCACUGUCCAAGCGAGGGACCACUUUCGAUGUGUGCCUGACCUCAGACCCCAUCAAGCGAUAGAAUUACAACGGUACAAGCUCAUGAACGAACCCAUCCAGCCUAUAUUAGGGGAGCCCGUAUACAAAAUGACGUCACAGCGCUUUACGCACAUCACCGUUGAUGUCACGACCGCUAAGGGGGUCGGAAAGCAGUUCGUUUUAUACGUAGCCACGCAAGCUGGUGACGUCAUCAAGCUAGCUGUACUGCCGCAGUUCGUCGGUGCCUGUCUGGUGGAAGUGUGGAAACUGGGGGGCAAGGAAGGCUUUGAUGUACAGAGCAUGCAGUUUGUCAAGGAGACUAUGUCGAUUUACAUCGGCAGCGACAAAGGUGUGCUCCGUAUAAGCGGAGAACGUUGUUCUAGAUACAAGAGUCGUUCUGGAUGCGUGGGCGCAACAGACCCGCACUGCGGCUGGGACAACGGGCGUGAAGAGUGCGUCGGAUCAAAGGAUCACUCGCACGAAGCUGACUUCAUACAGGCCACUGGCAGCUGCCCGUCCGUCGAUAUACCAGUUGACGGCGGCUGGUCUUCUUGGUCUGAGUGGGCACCUUGCAUGCAGGACGGCACUUCGCACACAAUGUACGGAGACGACAAGCCCGAUAUGUGUAUGUGCCGGUCAAGGAGAUGCGACAACCCCCGACCGGCUAACGGUGGACAGAACUGUCAAGGUCCCCAGAUAGCAGUAACUAACUGCACGGUCCACGGCGGAUGGUCUCCGUGGUCGGGAUAUUCAGAAUGUUCAGCGAGUUGUGGAAUCGCCGUGAAGUCUAGAAGACGGUCAUGUAGCGCCCCGGAGCCUAAGUUCGGAGGCAGAGUGUGCGUAGGACUCGAUUCGCAAGAUGUGAUGUGUACCAAUCUACCGCCUUGUCCAGAUCCAGCGUUAGCCCCAGUAGACGGUGGUUGGUCCUCCUGGGGCCCCUGGUCUUCUUGCACCAGCGCAGGAGGUAACGACUGCGGCAAAGCAGCCGGCUGGAGGGAACGACGAAGGAAUUGUUCCGAGCCUUCGCCUAAACACGGCGGUGCUGACUGCGAGGGAAACAAGACUGAACGACAGAUAUGUGACUUAAGACCGUGCGAAUUGAGAAAGGCUACAGCUUGGACGCCUUGGGUGCAGAUACCUGAUAAUUCGUCUGACGGCAGCUAUAUGGAGAAAAGGUUCAAAUUCCUGUGCAAAGCACAGUCUCCGGAGCAGUUAAGACUAUCGAUGGCGCGCGAAGAGGAGCGCUACUGCAGCAAAUCCGGUCGGUGUAGCAGUACACCGCUGGAGACAGAAGCGGGCGGGUGGGACACAUGGGGCGCGUGGGGUGCGUGCUCGGCGCCCUGCGGUGGGGGACAGCAGGCGCGCGCCCGCCGCUGUCACCGCCCGCCCUGCGCCGGACCCGAGCGCGGCCUGCGAGCCUGCAACACGCACGCGUGUGAAGGCGAAUGGUCAUGCUGGAGCGAGUGGGGCGAGUGUACCGGAGGCUGCGGGGAGGGCGGCCCCACCGGGCAUCGGACCCGCACGCGCAAGUGUCUCUCGCCGGAGGGCUGCGACGCGGGCGCCGCCAUGGAGAGGCGAGUGUGCGUCAACAGUUGCACCGAGUCGGACGUAGGUUGGGGCCAGUGGGGACCGUGGUCAGACUGUGAGAACGGCGAGCGGGUUCGUAGAAGAGGGUGUCAGUUCGGUGCUUGCGUGGGACCGCAGCUGCAAGUGUCGCUGUGUGCCACAGACGACGCAGAACUCGAUAAUGAGUUAUACGCGAUGCCUGCUUACAGCCAGAAUGUGGAGAUGGCCUCCUUCGUCACAAUGUCGAGCCACGAGUCUUUGGGCGUUGGAGGCAUUGUAGGAUGUGUGGUUGCUGCUUUUGUUGUAGGUUGUCUGACUUGCCUGGCGUGUGUCAUAAUGGUGCAGCGCCGUGGUUCCCGGUUCCCCUGGCACAAGAGGACCAGGGUUCCUUCGAGCCCUCACUACAUCACUGCUAAGCAGAACAGUUACGUAACUGUACCUUUGAAGGAAGUGCCUCGCAAGGCCAAACGACAGCCUUCGUUCACCGGCAUCGGCGGUACCAGCGGUAUAAUAUUAUCCAAAAGCAACAACAUAACCAACGCUAACAACCAAAACACAACAAUGUCAACACCUAAACUUUACCCAAAAGCGAUAGCCAACGAAUACGACUCUAUGGGCACCCUGAGAAGGCAUUCCAACCAACCACACAGUAAAAACAAUUUGGACUCUGAAGAAGAUAAAUUUUACUGAGAACUUUUUGUUAAUAUUUUGUUUGAUUCGGACCAAAGAGUGGAAUUAGGUGAAGUGACACUAAAGUGAUAACGACGAAGUGUUCUUGGAUUUGAAUUAGAAAGAAGAGAUCUAGUCGAUUGCGUAAGUGGGAUUAGUAGGAUCAGUGCAAUGGAUGUUUGUUUUUCAGUAAUGUAUUGGUUAAAAACUUUUUUGAUGGUGAAUACAACAACUCAAUUAAAACAAAACAGUGCUGUUGCAUUAAUUGAACAAAAUGUUCUAAAAUUGGUGGUAUUAUUAUAUGGUGAAUGUUAAUUCGAUCGAAUCUCAUGUGAUUUUAAUAUAAUAUUUUAAGGUUUGACGUACUUAAUUCUUUAGAAAUGUUU